AUGCAGCCGACCCAGGUGAUGUGCUUGUUCUUCGUGCUCGGUGCGGCCUCAGUGCAGGCGAGGUUCCUGGUACCCUAUGUAUAUCACGAUUUCCGGCAAAUGACGGAUGUGUUGGUGAACUUGACGAACUAUCGACCAGACCUUGUCACAUUGUACUCUGUCGGGAAAUCCGUCGAAGGUCGGGAUCUCUGGACGGUCAUGAUCACUUCGCAGAGCACGGAAGACCAACUUUUGAAGCCAAAUAUCCGGUAUAUCGGUAACAUGCACGGGAACGAGGUCGUCGGAAAGGAGAUGCUCCUGCACCUCAUCGCGUACAUGGUGAACACGUACGAUACGGAUCCGCAAAUGAAAUGGUUCCUUGAGAACACGAUAGUGCAUAUCAUGCCCACGAUGAACCCCGACGGCAUGGAGCGAUCGCAACACGGGAACUGUGUAGGAAUCACCGGUAGGAACAACGCGGCGGACUUCGAUUUGAACAGAAAUUUCCCUGUCGUCGUCGGUACUGGCCAAUCCCAGAAGGAACAACCGGAAACCAGCGCUGUUAUGCGAUGGAUGAAUGUUGUGCCCUUCGUUCUCAGUGCUAAUCUUCACGGAGGAGCUCUCUUGGUCCGUUUCCCAUUCGACAACGGAGUCGAAUACUCAUCGAACAGCGCGCCAGAUGACGAUGUCUUCAAGCAUCUAGCCCGUACUUACUCACAGAACCAUCCGGUCAUGCACCAAGGCGUCGGAUGCGAGCGUGAUGGCCGAACAUUCAAAGAAGGAAUCGUCAACGGAGCUAACUGGUACCCAUUCGCCGGCAGCAUGGCCGAUUACAGUUAUGUCCAAGGAGGGUCCCUCGAGAUAACUCUGGAAAUUUCGUGCUGUAAACAUCCUCCUGAGCACACACUCCGACAAUUUUGGGCAGAAAAUAUUCGACCUAUGAUCCGUCUGAUAGAGGAGACCCACAGAGGAGUUAAAGGCAUUAUUUCGGACGACCACGGAGGACCUAUAGGAGGUGCGCAUCUCGUCAUCAAGGAACGACAGCAAGUUGCUUUCCACACGUCACCAAGAGGAGAAUUCUGGCGGAUUCUACUUCCGGGCGCUUACACUCUGCUGGUGUCCGCCGAAGGAUUCCAAACGACGGAGACACCUUUCACAAUCGUCGAAGGUCACAGUGCAGUGCUGAACAUCACACUCAAGGCUUUCAACCACCCGAGUAAUUAUCUCGUGGGCGACGGAGACAAGUUGGCAGGAAGCGCAACAGGACAUCAUUUCGGUCAUUUCUACGAACCGGUACCAGCCGCUUCGACCCCGAAAGGUUCGUCUUCCUGGGCAGGACGGCUCCUCUCGUUCUUGAAUCCGUCUCGCAGAAGUUGA
Molecule: messenger RNA, 1356 nt
Organism: Galendromus occidentalis (western predatory mite)
Lineage: Eukaryota; Metazoa; Arthropoda; Arachnida; Mesostigmata; Phytoseiidae
Product: carboxypeptidase D
Exons: 9
Coding region: 1-1356 (451 amino acids)
Biological process (GO): peptide metabolic process; protein processing
Molecular function (GO): metallocarboxypeptidase activity; zinc ion binding
Source: RefSeq, a predicted model, not a curated record